UCCGUUUGAACCGGACGUCGAAAGUUGGAGACUAAGCGUCAGAGGGAAUUACGGUGCAAGCGUGGUGACUUCAAUCGGUAGAGAGAGGUACGAGCACCUUCUCGCGAGGAGGUACAGACGGAGUGAUCUCACUCCCAGAAGUUAGCCGGUCGGGACUAGGUUUGCGCGGGAGGUGAAGAGCGCGACACGAGCAGCGAGAACGAGAGACCAGGAGGCACCUCGGGAAACGGAGAGAAACAGGCGUACGAAAGAGAGACAAAGACGAGUAGAGGCUGAACCAGGUGGAGGGAGUGACUCGAGGCGUUAGCAGGACCGCGAGAGAGGAGGUAGAGGGAAAGGAGACAGAGAGUCGACCAAGAGAAGGAGCGGUGGGAAUUUAUAAGGAUGUUCGCGAUAAUGCCGAUGGAGACAGAGGGGCACGGCAGGGAGUUCGGCCGCCGGCAGAAGAUGCGCGCCAAGUGCACGGUAGAGUUCGUCUGCAAGUACUGCCAGCGGCGCUUCACGAAGCCUUACAACCUCAUGAUCCACGAGCGCAGCCAUAAGGACGACGUGACCUUCACUUGCGAGGUCUGCGGAAAGUCCUUCAAGCGGCAGGACAAUCUCAAGCAGCACAGAUGUGGGUGGCGGUGAGCGGGAGCUCUGAACCUCCUGCACCUUGACACACACACAAUGUACACGCAACAACAUCAACAUCAUCAACAACAAAACUACAACAUCAACAACAGUCUAUAACAACAGAAAAUUAUAACCACGUUCUUCUAUCGUUCGAUUUUACUCUAUAUAUAUAUAUUUUUUAAUUGUUUUUUUUUUCUUUUUUUUUUGUUUCUUUUUUGUUUCUUCAUUCGAAGAUUUCCCGCAUAUAUCCCGAUCACGAGGGCAACACAUGAUCGACUCUCGCGUAUCGUGUACCGCCACCACGAAAUGAUUAAGAGCCCCCCAGCAUGCCAAGCUCUGCUACUACCACCUACUUAUAUUCUUCUUCUUCUUCUUCCUGUGCUCUUCUUUUGCUACGAUCUACGAUCGCGAAUUGCCGCCUCACUACUUCUACUGAUACUAACAGCAGCGCGCACGAAAACCCUCUCUCGCGAAACGGUUGGAAUUGAUUUGCUAAAUAGGAGGAGAAAGAAAGUGGUGAGAGAGGAAACAGUUUCCUUGAAGAGUACUUUCCUCAUCUUCCGAUUUCUACCAUCUUUGUUCCAGGAGCAUACACUCUGUUCCCUACAAGGGCUCCAACGGAUACUCAAAUGGUUAUUCGAAUGGCUACUCUAGGUAUUAGAAGCCAUCCGGCCAAUUAAUAUCCUAAAAUCCCGUAGACACGCGUUUCUCUGUUUCUGAUUAGGCUAUCUUUCUGAUCGCGCGGUACUGUCGACCAGUCCUUGGAAUUUCGAUGGAAACCUUUUCUAAACAUUCAUGCUUCUCUGUACGAACGUCGCAGACACGAACACGUAAUCAAAACUC
Colletes gigas is the source of this 1458-nucleotide messenger RNA. It is a transcript of the gene drm, whose product is annotated as protein drumstick. The record is from RefSeq and is a predicted model, not a curated record. The transcript has 3 exons. Gene Ontology annotation, biological process: embryonic hindgut morphogenesis; embryonic pattern specification; regulation of transcription by RNA polymerase II. Gene Ontology annotation, molecular function: DNA-binding transcription factor activity, RNA polymerase II-specific; RNA polymerase II transcription regulatory region sequence-specific DNA binding. Bases 385 to 630 code for a protein of 81 amino acids. NCBI's taxonomy places the organism in Eukaryota, Metazoa, Arthropoda, Insecta, Hymenoptera, Colletidae. Gene Ontology annotation, cellular component: nucleus.